UUGUAUCAGAAUUCCAAAGUGUAUUGUUUUCUAAUCACUAAAUGGAAAACCAUUUGGAGUUUAUUUUUUAAUACAGAUUGUCUUUUUGUAAACAAUAUCUAUAACAAAAAAAAAUACAAUAAAUGUAGCUCUCCUAUAAAUAACACCUCACUCGUGUAUACACACAUAUGCCUUUUAAUUGAAACGCACCACAAAUAGAACAAAGAACCCCACACACACACCAAUGGAACCAAAGCUAACCCAUCUUUGUUAUUGCCUUCUACUUUUUCUUCCACUACUCUGCCAAUCCACCAUAGCCAAACCUUCAUCAUCACCAAACCCUAGCAGCAGCAUCAACUUCAUUGUCUCAUCAUGCCGCGUCACGCGUUACCAAACUCUCUGCGUCAAAUGCCUUGCCGCUUUUGCAGACAAAAUCCGCCGCAACGAAAACCAGUUAGCUCAAACCGCUUUAGCCGUUACUCUAGUCCGGGUUCAGUCCACGACAAUCUAUGUAGGGAAGCUGACUAAAGCUAGGAGAAUCAAAAGGAGAGAGUACUUAGCCGUGAAGGAUUGUGUUGAAAAUCUUGGAGACGGUUUAGAGAUGUUGGCUCAGUCGAUGAGGGAGUUGAAGCAAGUUGGUCGAUCUGGUCGUGAUCGAGACGAGUUCUUGUGGAGACUAAGUAACGUUGAGACUUGGGUUAGUGCUGCCUUAACGGAUGAGACAACGUGUCUGGAUGGGUUCGAUGGAAAGGUUAUGGACGGUGUGGUAAAAUCAGCGAUUAGAAGAAGAGUGGUUCAUGUGGCUCGAGUUACUAGUAAUGCAUUGGCUCUUGUAAACCGGUUCGCGGCUAGGCAUAAGUCAUAGAAUAUUCGGCUAAUAAAUUAAAAUUCGGUCCUUAAUAAGGUUUUGUCAUGUAUUUUCUUUUUUGUCCUAGUGGGUGAUUUGUUUCUUUAUGAUACUUUGUAUUUAUGUGUAGGCUUGGGAUGUUUAUGCUUUUGUCAUGGUUUCGACUAGAGAUAACGAUGAUUUUAACGGGUUUAUGGAGAAAAAGAAUUGGCCACAAAAAUUGGAUGAGCUCCUACAUUUCAAUAUAGUUACGGUCUCGGAUAUAAGCAAUGGAUGGCCACAAUAAUGUUUACCAUUUUUAACCACUCUAAUAACCAAUGCUGUUUUCUAAAAUCAGAUGAGUUUCUUACUUCACACAUAUACACUUUUUCUAAGCAUACAAAUUAUAACCUCUAAGUUGGACAAAUCUCCUACUUUCUGCAUACCCUUUAGUGUUUUUGUUCCUUUUCACGGAAACCAUUAGACCAAGAGCUAGUCACUUUACUAUUUGAAUAAUCUUAUGAUGACAUUCUUUCCACAUAAGCUCCAUUUACUUUGGUAGUUUGGGAGCAGGUGUGAAAAUCUUAUCACUAGUCUAAAGUUAAACACUAAGUGCUCUUUUGAUUUAAUUUAAAUAAACCUUCGGAUUGUUAGCUUUUGGGAAAGACAAGUCCAAGAAGUAACGGUGAAGAGUGAUCAUGGAAGCAAAUUAGGUACAAUUAUGGAAAUACAAAUAUUUUUAGGCUGUUUGCCACAUGAACAAAACAUGCAAGUAUAUAUGAAUUAUAUCCUCUUAAAUUACUAUUUAACAUCUAUUAACCCUUUUGCAUGGAAUGUUUAUGAAAAAUCUAUGCAAAUUCUAUUGCAAGAAAAAAAAAAAGUACUCUGUAAUUUGGUUAACCAUCGGUACACCUCCCCUUACGAAUUUGUGAUUUGUGUAGUGAACCGAUUAACCGAAUAGUAUUUAUUAGGAACAUGUCAUAAUUUUGAAAAUAAUCGUUAAUUAACAAAAUAAAAAGUUAUGGGAAAUAGUUUUAUGUUCUAAA
This is a messenger RNA of Arabidopsis thaliana (thale cress), 1851 nucleotides long. It is a transcript of the gene PME1, whose product is annotated as pectin methylesterase inhibitor 1. Gene Ontology annotation, molecular function: pectinesterase inhibitor activity; enzyme inhibitor activity. The record is from RefSeq and is marked reviewed. The transcript has a single exon. Bases 224 to 844 code for a protein of 206 amino acids. Gene Ontology annotation, cellular component: apoplast. NCBI's taxonomy places the organism in Eukaryota, Viridiplantae, Streptophyta, Magnoliopsida, Brassicales, Brassicaceae.